CGCGGCUUCUCGGGCACGCUUCAGUUUCAAGUAAAACACGACUCGGUUGUAUUCGAGAAGGAUCUUUCGUUAUUUAACCCGUUAAUAAAUAAACAGAAUCGUCUGAAAAUAUUCUACAAGUCGGACUUUCACUUGGGAACUUCUCGAGACUGGUUUUUUUACGGUUUUGUUGCUUUCGAGCGAGCAUCCGCGGAGGGAACGUGGGGACAUCUUUUCCAACGGUUUCGAAUACCUCGCAAUAAUAAAUUCGAAUUUUGGAUUUUUUCCUCGGGACUGCUUCUCGCAAGCUUAUGCCAAAAUCGGUCUCCGAGGACGCUAUGUCCUUAUUGAAAUUGUAUUUCAACGGAGAAUUCUAUAUUCGCCCUUGGCAGAGAAAAAUUUUCGAGAAGAGGUGAUCGCUCUCGAUAUCUUCCUCUCGCUCGCUCGAUCCUCGCUCAUCAGCUGCCUGCGAAGAAGACAAAAAUAGAAAGAACAAGCAAACUGAUCGGAAAGUAUCGAUAACUCCUCCGCAUUCGUCUUCCAGUAGCUUAAAAAGAGGCUGAAUAUUUUCUGUGGCGGAAGCUGACGGACCACUGUCAUAAUGGAUCUCGUCUACAUGCCCGAAGUGCUGACGUUUGGCUCAUUCAGAGCACCGGUCUACCGCGAUUACGAGCAGCCUUGGAAUCGGGAUUAUUUUAAUUAUGGCAAAUCCUCAUUGAACAAUUGUUCUCGACAGCAACAAGCGCCAAAGACACCGUCCCAGUCGAAGCACAACUGCCAGUUGUGCAAAGAGAGCAAAAGGCGCACCUUGGGUGCUUACAUCAGAGGCAAACCGCGCCUGAAUUCGUGCAGCGAAAUAAGCGAAGAGGAAGACGAGAACGUCAACAAUUCGUCGGAAAGUACUGAGAAGAAGGAGACUGACACGUCGAAAUCGUGCAAAACAGAAAAGUAGCUUUUCAUCGAAUCUACGUGCAGAAUGCACGAGGGGAGCGAGAGAGAAAGAGAAUGAGAAAGACAGGAAGAAACAAUGCUUCGCCCAUUAUUCCACCUGAAUAUUCAUAUAGAUCCAACGAGAAAAAAACAGCAAUCAUUCUACGAGCAGGAAAGUUUGCCUUGAGAAGGAUCAAGACCUCUUCGAUCUACGAUCGCAUUUUUUCUCCCGAUCCAGAAUUUUUUGCGUUUCGUUCAAUGACGCAUAAUAUAAACGCAAAUGACUCGAUGUGACGCUGACGAGUAAUGAUACUAUUUAUAAAGCACGUAUUUUUACGUUUUAACAUAUCAAUAAGCCUCGAAUGAAAACGAGUUUUACUGCGGGAAAUCUCAAACCCGGUAAUAACAGGAGAAAUUUCAACGUUCUUCGAAAACUCGUGAGGACCAAUCGAAGUUUUCGAAUCGUUUGACGGAAUGGAAAAUCGUUAGAAAGUAGUUUGAUUCGUUGAGUUAGUCAAAUCGAUUUUUAAGCCCAUGUAAAUUUAAAUAUUAUACUGCUGCAUUUUUUUUAUAUAGAUUAAUCAUGAAUUAUGAUCGAAUUAUUACCAUUUCAUCGAAAAAUACCAUUCCUGUAAACGCUUCUGUUAAUCUCUCUUUCGUGGACAUUAACACUGUUCUUCAUUUUCAUUUUUCACUAAGAGUUUGAGGUGUUUUGUCGGUUUAUAAAUUUUUCAUAUCGAUGACCUGUAUUUUUCAUAAGGAAACACGUCUUCUGCAACAUAAAUUUCGACUUUAAUGAUGACACGAUUUGUAAAAGUUUGAAAUUCGAUUCGAUUGAUGGACUAAUCGGAAAAUUUGAUCGAUGACACACAAAAAGUAAUUGUGGAUCAGUCAAAUUUGACACAAUUCAGUAAAGUCGUAUUUCAAGUUCUAAAAUCUGCAGUAAAAUGGUAAAUCAAAUGGGAAAAAUGGAAAGUAACGUGCAAAAAAUGAACGAUUGUGUGAUAAGUUUCUAUCGAAAUUGUCGUGAUCCUUGAGUUUCUCUUUGCUUUGCUCAGGUAUUGCUAAUUAUGUUCUGAGCUCAUUGUUCGCACGGGGAAUAAUAAGCGUGUUAAUUAAUGGAUUAAACAGGUGGCAGAUGGAAACCGAGAGCUGGCAUAGUACGAGGGCAACAGUGGGGGAUUGAGCAUGAAAAGUCGUCUUUGUUUUCAAGAUUUUUCGAAGAAUUUCUAAAGAAGCAUCGCAGCAAAGCAGAAUGUGUCUAAAUUUUGAUUCAAAAAAAAAAAAAAAAAAAAAAGAAAAGACAGCGAAACUUCUGCUCGAGAAUGAAAAAUUUAAUUUUCAAUCGCGUAUACAAAUCGACCAAAAUAAUCAAAUCGCCAAAACGAGCCAUGUUAAUCAUAUCUGCCGCAAAUAUUGUGCAAAUAAAUAUGAAGUUUGUUUCAUGUUUCAUGUUUGUAAAGCUGUGGGAGCGAGCAAGGUUUGCUUUUCGUUUUUAAGCUAUAAAUAAGACUGAUGAUUGAGAAUUAUUCAUAACAGGAUUAAAGAUGUAAGAGACGAUUAGCAUAAUUGAUUCGAGUGAUAAUUAAGUUUAGAUGAUAAAACGAAAAGAAUAAUGAAAAAUGCUUUAUUGAAGUUUAUGAAUAAAAAUGAAUACUUUUGAAAGUGAAA
Molecule: messenger RNA, 2580 nt
Organism: Venturia canescens
Lineage: Eukaryota; Metazoa; Arthropoda; Insecta; Hymenoptera; Ichneumonidae
Gene: fok
Product: fledgling of Klp38B
Exons: 2
Coding region: 581-931 (116 amino acids)
Source: RefSeq, a predicted model, not a curated record